Messenger RNA from Aricia agestis (brown argus), 6088 nucleotides. RefSeq lists its product as uncharacterized. The record is from RefSeq and is a predicted model, not a curated record. The transcript has 36 exons. Lineage: Eukaryota; Metazoa; Arthropoda; Insecta; Lepidoptera; Lycaenidae. Gene Ontology annotation, molecular function: protein binding. Bases 378 to 5945 code for a protein of 1855 amino acids.
AGUGCUGACAGGACGGAUUCGAACGCGGCGCCUUUUCGGGGAGCAUCGAUCUGCCGGCGCAUGUGCAGUGUGCCCGCCCGCCGCACGCCAGUCCCGCGCCAGCGCUCGCAGAGAACGCACGUCGCAGUCCGACCACAAAAAAUCAAUCUAGGAUCACGCCAAAAUACAGUGUUAUCAGUUAGCGUUCGCCUCAGUUGUGUACGAGAGACGUUUUUGCUAGUGCACUGUGGAUAUACUUAAAGAAUAUUAUCUCCGUGUAAGAUGAGCUAGGCGGCGCGGAUGGUGCGAUGUGCGAGGCCGCGCGCGCAGACCUGAGGAUGGAGGUUAGCUGAUCGAGGGGCCGGCCGCGACGACGCAAGCGGCUCAUACAGCGCAUCAUGCAGGUGUUCGGCGAGUGGGCGCAGGUGGAGGUGGUGGAGCUGGUGAACGACGGCGGCGGGCUGGCGUUCGGCAUCGUGGGCGGCCGCUCCUCCGGCGUGCUCGUCAAGAGCGUGCUGCCCGGCGGCGUCGCAGACAGGGAUGGACGCCUACGCAGCGGCGACAUGCUGCUGCGGAUCGGCGCGGUGUGCGUGGUGGGCAUGUGCGCGCGGCAGGCGGCGGCCGUGCUGCGGCAGUGCGGCGCCUGCGUGCGGCUGCUGGUCGCGCGCCCGGCGCACAGCGGCACGGCGCAGCAGCAGCCGUCGCUGGGCGCAUCACCGGCGCCGGUGGUGCCGACGCGUCUGCUGGCGGAUCCGCUGGAGCUGGAGCGCGGGCUGGCGGAGGCGGGGCACGAGGGGUUCGGCGCGCUGUGCGACCCCCCCGCCCCUGACCUGCCGCAGCCCCCCACCAUCAUCGAGGAGCGGCUGCACCAUCGGCCGGUGGCGUCGAUAGUGGCGGUGGUGCCGCGCGGCGCCCUGGCGCCCUCCCCGCGCCCGCCGCCGCUUAUCGCCGCGCCCGAGCCGCCACCGCCGCAGCCGCCCAGACUGCCCCUGGACAUGGCGGUGCGGGGCGGGCGGGGCGGGUCGCCGGAGACGCUGAGCUACGAGGUGGCGCUGAGCAAGGACGCCGCCGGCCUCGGCAUCACCGUCGCCGGAUACGUCUGCGAGCAAGAGGAGCUGAGUGGAAUCUUCGUGAAAAGUAUAAGCGAGGGCAGCUCCGCCGACUUGUGUGGCAAAAUACAAGUCAACGACAGGAUAGUCGAGGUGGACGGAGUGUCGCUACAUGGUGUAACAAACCACAGAGCGGUGGCGCUGCUGCGGGACGCCAAGGGACCGAUUGUUAGACUGAAAGCGCUUAGAUACCUCCGUGGUGCGGGGUUUGAGCGGUUACAGCGCGCGCUCGCCGCACAAGAUGGCCGCCGCCUGCCCGUCGCCCCGCCCAGUCCGUCCGUCACAUCGCUCGCCAGAUACAGCUUUAGUGUGUACGACGAGUCAACCGUAAUCGAGCCGGAGCCGGAGUCGGGUCGUCACGUGUCGCCCACCUCCCCCCGCUCCCCUGCCUCCCCCACCUCGCCCGAUGAGGAGAUAGUCAUAGGCGCGGCGGGUGAUGGCGACCGACGCGUGCAGGACAAGUGGCGGGACAUACUCGCCGCAGAACCGGACUGGCCCGGACACUGCUUCCAGUACGAGGUUAUUGUGGGCACAAUAAUGAAAGAGAAGGACAGCGGGCUGGGCAUCUCGCUGGAGGGCACGGUGCGGGUGGUGGGCGGGCGCGAGGUGGGCGCGCGACACUACAUACGGGCCAUCGCGCCGCGCUCGCCCGUCGCCAGGCUGGGCCUGUACCGCGUCGGCGACGAGCUGCUGGAGGUAAACGGCUGGCGCGUGUUGGGUGCUCAUCACGUGGAGGUGGUGUCGCGGCUGCGCGCGGUCACGUCGCCCGUGUCACUCGUCGUGGUGCGGAAACUGACCGAACCGCUGCCCAAUAGUAAUUUUGCCAGGAACAGCGUGGUGGGCGGCAGCCUGCAGGAGCUGCUGGCGGCGCCGCAGCGGCUCAUCAAGGCCAAGUCCGAGAGCUCCGUCGCGUCGCUGUGCAGCGCCACCACCGUCAUGUCCGCGCCGCACGAUCAUGACGAGUUCUGCUCAGACGAGCUGGAGCGCGGUCGGUCACGGUCGCUGGAGCCGUUGAGCGGGCUGGCGAUGUGGAGCGACCAGGUCGAGUACAUACAGCUGCUCAAGGAAGACCGAGGGCUGGGCUUCUCGAUAUUGGACUAUUUGGACCCCAUGGAAGCGGGCAGCUCUGUGAUCGUAGUGCGGUCGGUGGUGCGGGGCGGGGCGGCGGCGGCGCACGGCCGGCUUGCGCCCGGCGAUCGCCUCGUCUCCGUCAACGGCGUCGACGUUGCGCGCAGCCCGCUUGCCGUCGCCGUUAACGCUAUCAAGAGUGCGCCUAAAGGGAUAGUGACGAUCGGUAUAACGAAGCCGCUGCCGUGCAGCACAGUAGUGGGCGGUGAGAGGGCAAACGGGCCCAGCGUGCAGAGUAGUCAGGAAUGCGUGAAUUCUCUGGCGUCGGACGACCACACCGGCAUGGACUCUUUCCACGAGUGCCUGCAGGAGUACGCCGAGGGUCUGGAGGUGGUGCAGAUAUGCCUCGAGCCCGAGGAGUCCUCCAUCAAGGACGAGGAGCUCUCUGCCCUGGCGGACCUCAGCUACGAGGAAAACCUCAAGAACCAGACUCUAGUAGACAGUAAAGUGUACAUAGAGAACAAGGUGCACGAGAAAGUAAAUGGCAUCAGCGAGAUGAAGUCCUUCAAGUCCGACGACUCGCUCGACGACCCCGACGAUGAUCUGACGAUCACGGAGAAUGAUGUCAUCACGCUUCCGAGAGAGCUGAGUCGGAGGACGUCCCUGAUUAAAAACGAGGAGGACAAAAGUGUCCUCAAGCAGCAGAGCAAGGACCUGUCCACGUCGGACGAGAUGGUGUUCGCCGUGACGCCCACCGGCCUCGAGAGAAUCAGCUUCGAGACCUACUGGAAGGACAGCGAGGUCAUCAGGGAGAAUAAGAAAAACGACGAGAGCUGGACCCUCAACUCUCCGUCCGACGAGACGUCCAGCUUCUACGACGCCACGGCUAGAAUAUCGAUUCAGGAGCAGAACAACUCGCUGCUGUACAUCGACCACGAGAUAGACGGCUACGAGACGUGCCUCGACGACGACUCCUCGUCCGCUAAGUGUCCCGAAAAAAACGGCCGUAAAAGUCCGAUCAAAGAGCUGGAUAAACACGAUAAAAUAGCCAUUAAAAACGUCGAUCACCGUGCCAAGACUAUCGAACCCGAGCCCGUCAUUACAAUAGAGGAGGCGCCGGAGUACACCCGGCCCUACGUGGAGGAGCACAUCAUCAAGCAGAUGAAAUCCCUGCGCAUCGAACCGCUCAACGUCAACGUCAGCACGAAAAAGAGGAGAAAGAGUCCCACGAAGCCGGCCAAGACCGAGCGCCGGUGCGUCGAGUACUAUAACGACCAGGAGGAGUGUCUGCAGGAGAUCCAGAGGCGGAAGCGCCGGGAGGAGGAGCAGAGGACGCGGGGGGAGGACAAGAGAAAGGAGAAGUUUGACAUCAAAAAGUUGAACUCGCACAAAAAAGACCCGAGCGAGGAGUCCACGGACGCGGACACGUACGUGCCCGGCUGCCACAAGUGUUUCCUGGAGCACGCGUACGCGAUCACGCAGGCCUACAUAGCGGAGGCGACCGCGUGCAAGUAUUGCGAGGUGAUCCGCGACAUGCUGGAGGUGCCCAAGUCCCACUACCGCCGGAAGUCCGCGCCCGCGCUCUUCAACGUGGACAGCCCGGGCUCCGAGACGGAGGACGAGAACUUUCUCACGGUGCCCGAGGUGAAGGACAGGAGACAGUCCGCCGGCCCGCUCAAGUAUCUGGUGCCAGCGAGGCGAUCCAGCUACGUGGGCGGCAUGACGGUGAGCGGCCACAAGGAGGGCGGACAGCGCUGGGGCCCGCCGCGCCGCGUUACGCUGCGCCGCCGCCCCGGCGCGCCGCUCGGCGUCAGCAUCGUCGGCGGGAAGGUGGACAUAAUCGCGAACCAUGGCGGCGAGAACGGCGAGCGCGGGAUGUUCGGCAUCUUCAUCAAGAACGUGGUCCCCGACAGCCCGGCCGCGCAGUGCGGGGAGCUGCAGGUCGGCGACCGCAUACUGGAGGUGGACGGCGUGGACGUGCGGACGGCGCAGCACGAGCGCGCCGUGCAGCUUAUCAAGGCCGCCAAGGACGACGUCACGCUCACCGUGCAGAGCCUGGUCGCCUGGAAAUCAGAUUCAUCGGACGUGGACAGUUCGCCGCCUGCGCCCGCGCAGACGCGACCCAACAAAACCCGAUCUAUGAAGGCCAAAGCACCGAAACCACCGCCUCAGCAGCAUGACAUAAAGAUCACAGUAACCCCCGACACCGACGACAAGAAAGAGGAGAAAAAAGAGACGGAAGCACAGGGUGAGAGCGAGAAGGCGGCAUCGGACACCGCGCCGGAGAAACCCAAGCCGGCGUACAGCGACUCCGACAGCAGCGACGAGGAGGACGAGAGGGAGAUGCAGGGCAGGACGUACUCGGAUAAGGGAGUUGAGAUCGACCGCGCGUCGGCCGGCGCCAUCAAGCGUAGCAGAGAAGAGAGGGAGGCAGAUCCAGAAGAAGAGGACGACUUCGGCUACACCACAAACAAAAUCCGCAAGAAGUACGCGUCGCUGGGCGACAACGUGGUGGUGGUGAAGCUGGAGCGCGUGGGCCAGAUCGGGCUGGGCCUCAGCCUGGCCGGCCACCGCGACCGCAGCCGCAUGGCCGUGUUCGUGUGCGGCCUCAACCCCGCCGGCGCCGCCAUCGCCGCGCAGCCGCCUGUCAAGGUCGGCGAUGAGAUACUUGAGGUGAACGGCAUAGUGCUGCACGGGCGCUGCCACCUCAACGCCUCCGCCAUCAUCAAGGGCCUGGUCGGACCAGUCUUCAAGUUUAUACUGCUCAGGCGGAAGGCAGCAUUGGAGGAUGUUGCUGUCAAACCGCUCACACAGUUCCCCACGCCACUUGAAGAGGGGUUGGACGACCGCUUCGCUGGCUACAAAGGUGUAAGAGACAUUACCGUCAAGAAGGGUCCAGCUGGUUUGGGUAUCAUGAUAAUCGAGGGUCGCCACACGGAGGCGGGGCGCGGUAUCUUCGUCUCCGACUUGCAGGAGGGCAGCGCGGCCGAACAGGCUGGUUUAAACAUAGGAGAUAUGAUAUUGGCGGUCAAUAGGGACUCGCUGCUCAGCUGCACAUACGACUCUGCGGCGGCCAAGUUGAAGCAGACGGAGGGCGUGGUGAUACUGACCGUGUGCAGCCCCAACCUCAAGGACGGAGAGACACCUGAGGAUCGGCCGAAGACGCCGCAACCCGCCGUCUCGCCGGCCAAACCGGAGCCGCCGGCGGACCCGGCGACGGCUGCGGUGCGGGCGAACGCCGACACCGUCAUAGAGAUCACCACCAACAACGAGGUCAUCGGCCUCUCGCUGCUCGGCGGGAACGACACGCUCAUCGCUGGUGCAGUAGCAAUAGUUCUAGAAGUAUACAAAGAGGGCGCCAUCGCGAAGGACGGCCGCAUCAAGGUGGGCGACCAGAUCAAGAACUGCAACGGCGUCGAGAUCACCAAAGACAUGUCCAACGAGAGAAUCUGCCUUAUCAUCAAACAGAAAGCGCCUAAGCUGAAAAUGACGGUGUACCGUCCGGAGCCGCUACAGUACGAUGAGGUGGAGACGGAGUUAACGCGCAAGUCCGGCCGCCCGCUCGGACUCAACUGCGUCGCGCCGCUAGAGGGACCCGGACUGUAUCUUGGCGAGAUCCUGCCCGGUUCCCCGGCGGAGGUGGACGGCAAGCUGCAGCGCGGGGACUGGCUCGUGUCUGUGGACGGCAAGGACGUGUCCGCGCUCGAGCCCGUCGCCGCCGCCGCCAUCUUGAAGCUGGCCGGCAACAAGGUGCCCGUCAAGGUCAAGCGGUUCAAGCCCAUCCGGUAAUCGUGACACGCGUCAAAGUCGCGGACUCUAGAUAAGUAGUGAAUUGUGUUGGUGGUGCGUGAGGUGACAUUGUCCAAUACCAUACAGUAACUUCUUAGCGGGCCCCUAGACCAGUAAUUUUAUUGCGUAAUAUCCUGUAUUGC